GCUGAGAGACUCACGCAGCCCCAGUCCCGCCAGUCCGCCAACACAGUAGUGCUGUCCUUCCCUCCUCCUUUGGCCCUCCCCCCUCCCCGCCUUUGGCUCGCUCCGCCUUUCUGCCCCCCACCCCCAUCUCACGGGCACGGGCCAUUCCCGGCCAGGAAACGCCGUGGCGCCGCGUUGGGCCUAACUCGAGUCCUGCUGCCUCUCGUGAGUGCCGUGCGCCGCAGCCCGGGCCCAGGCCCCGGCAGCGCCUGGGACAAGGUCUUCAGAGCUACUGGCAGAUAAUUGGGACUUCAUAUUCAAAGGUCUAUAAAAAGAAUUCCUUAUGUCCAUAUCAUGUUGGUUGAGGCUCUGCAGCUUACCCCCACUCCCAGAGUGGUCAAUCUCCAUUAAUUGGACCCCGUGAUUUCAACUAUCUGCUGUGUUGGACGUCAUGAGCAUUGCAAUCCCUCUGGGAGUCACCACACCAGAUACAUCCUACUCAGAUAUGGCUGCUGGAUCAGACCCUGAAUCUGUGGAGGCUAGUCCAGCAGUUAAUGAGAAGAACGUGUAUUCCACUCAUAAUUAUGGGACCACUCAGAGGCAUGGGUGUCGAGGACUGCCUUAUGCUACGAUCAUCCCUCGUUCUGACCUGAAUGGCCUGCCGUCACCCGUAGAGGAACGCUGUGGAGACAGCCCGAACUCUGAAGGAGAGACUGUUCCUACCUGGUGUCCUUGUGGUCUUUCUCAGGAUGGCUUCCUUCUCAACUGUGACAAGUGCAGGGGAAUGAGCAGGGGGAAGGUUAUUAGACUUCAUCGGCGGAAGCAGGACAACAUAUCAGGUGGGGAUAGCAGUGCAACGGAAAGCUGGGAUGAGGAGCUUUCUCCUUCCACUGUGUUGUAUACAGCAACACAGCACACACCUACAAGCAUCACCUUAACUGUUAAUCGAGUUAGAAGAACCAAACCCAAGAAACGGAAAAAGAGUCCAGAAAAGGGCCGUGCAGCACCAAAGACGAAGAAAAUCAAGAAUUCUCCCUCUGAAGCACAGAAUUUAGAUGAGAAUACAACUGAGGGCUGGGAAAAUCGGAUAAGACUAUGGACUGAUCAGUAUGAAGAAGCUUUCACUAAUCAGUACAGUGCAGAUGUACAAAACGCCCUUGAACAGCAUCUACAUUCUAGCAAGGAAUUUGUGGGCAAACCUGCCAUUUUAGACACUAUUAAUAAGACUGAAUUGGCCUGUAAUAAUACAGUUAUUGGUUCCCAAAUGCAGCUACAGCUGGGAAGAGUCACUCGUGUUCAAAAGCACCGAAAGAUCCUGAGGGCUGCAAGAGAUUUGGCUUUGGACACUCUUAUAAUAGAGUAUCGAGGGAAAGUCAUGUUACGACAGCAAUUUGAGGUCAAUGGGCAUUUCUUCAAAAAACCAUAUCCCUUUGUACUCUUCUACUCAAAAUUCAAUGGUGUAGAGAUGUGUGUGGAUGCCCGAACUUUUGGUAAUGAUGCUCGAUUCAUCAGAAGAUCGUGUACACCAAAUGCAGAGGUACGGCACAUGAUUGCAGAUGGAAUGAUACACCUGUGUAUCUACGCUGUAUCUGCCAUCACUAAGGAUGCUGAGGUCACCAUAGCAUUUGAUUAUGAGUACAGUAACUGUAAUUAUAAAGUAGACUGUGCAUGUCACAAGGGGAACCGGAAUUGCCCUAUACAGAAGAGAAAUCCCAAUGCUGCAGAACCGCCACUCCCGGCUCCUCCAAGCCUGCCCACCAUCGGAGCAGAGACCAGGCGUAGAAAAGCACGACGGAAAGAGCUGGAGAUGGAACAACAGAAUGAGGCUUCAGAGGAGAAUAAUGACCAGCAACCAGAAGUUCUAGAAAAAGUAAAUGUAUCCAGUGAUCAUGAGGAAAUAGACAAUCCAGAAGAAAAACCAGAAGAGAAAGAAGAAGUUAUAGAUGACCAGGAAAACUUGGCUCAUAGCAGGAGGACUCGGGAAGAUAGGAAGGUCGAAGCCAUCAUGCAUGCCUUUGAAAACUUAGAGAAAAGAAAGAAGCGGCGGGAUCAGCCCUUGGAGCAAAGCAACUCUGACAUAGAGAUUACUACCACGACCACCUCAGAGAUUCCUGUGGUAGAUGAGACAAAAGCUGAAGCCUCUGAGCCUGAGGUUAGCAACCCUGCUUCAAAUGUUGCUGUCCCAAGCACCCCACAGAGUGUUGGUGUGAACACCCGGAGGUCUUCCCAAGCAGGGGAUGUUGCUGCAGAAAAAACAGUCCCUAAACCACCUCCAGCAAAGCCUUCUAGGCCCCGACCGAAGAGUCGAAUUUCUCGGUACCGGACCAGUUCAGCCCAGAGACUAAAACGUCAGAAGCAGGCCAGUGCACAGCAGGCAGAGUUGUCACAAACUGCCCUGGAAGAGGGAGGAAAUAACAGUUUAGUAACUCCUCCUGAAGCUGGAAGUAUAGACAGUUUAGGAGAAAACAGGCAAUUAACAGGUUGUGACCCAGCAGUGGUAUCAGUUACUGGAUCCCAUGUCAACCGUGCUGCAUCUAAGUACCCUAAAACCAAAAAGUAUCUAGUUACAGAAUGGUUGAAUGACAAAGCAGAGAAGCAAGAGUGCCCUGUUGAAUGCCCUUUACGUAUCACCACGGACCCAACUGUACUGGCAACAACUCUGAAUAUGUUACCUGGUCUUAUCCAUUCUCCGUUAAUUUGCACCACUCCCAAACACUACAUUCGCUUUGGCUCACCCUUUAUCCCUGAGAGGCGCCGAAGGCCCCUUCUGCCUGAUGGUACUUUCAGCUCCUGUAAGAAGCGCUGGAUAAAGCAAGCCUUGGAAGAAGGGAUGACUCAAACAUCACCUGUACCCCAAGAGAGUAGAACUCAGCACCUGUACCAAAGUAAUGAAAACAGUAACUCUUCUAGCAUCUGCAAAGACAAUGCAGACUUGUUGAGCCCAUUAAAGAAAUGGAAGUCUCGCUAUCUGAUGGAGCAGAAUGUCACCAAGUUACUACAGCCUCUAUCUCCAGUCACACCACCCCCUUCCAAUCCAGGAUCAAAGAGCCCCCAGCUGAUCAUACCAGGUCCACCUCACCCAGGAGAAGAGGAUUGUCGGAAUGGAUAUAGCCUCAUGUUCUCACCAAUCACAUCUCUUGCUACUGCUAGUCGCUGCAAUACUCCUCUGCAAUUUGAGCUUUGUCACCGAAAAGACAUGGAUUUGACAAAAGUAGGAUACCACGACUCCAACACUAACAACUGUGCUGACAGACCUUCUCAGCUCAACUCAGGUCAUUCUGACCUGGCUUCUCAUCCCUCCAUCGGGCCCACCUCGGAGUCCGGCUUUCCAAGCAGGAAUGUAGAUGGACAUCAGACCCUUGUAAGAACCUCGGACCAGGCAUUUCGGACAGAGUUUAACUUAAUGUAUGCCUACUCCCCUUUGAACGCUAUGCCUCGAGCAGAUGGAUUAUAUCGAGGGUCUCCUCUAGUAGGGGAUAGGAAACCUUUACAUUUGGAUGGGGGAUAUUGUUCCCCUGCAGAAGGGUUUCCCAGCAGAUAUGAACAUGGAUUUAUGAAAGACCUUUCUCGUGGAUCCAUGUCACCUGGUGGUGAAAGGACCUGUGAAGGACUUCCAUCUGCCCCGCAAAACCCACCACAGAGGAAAAAGGUGUCCCUACUGGAGUACCGCAAACGGAAACAAGAAGCCAAGGAGUCUGCUGGUGGGGGAGCUGACUCCAUGCAGAGCAAAAGCAAGUCUGCAGGAGCUGGGCAAGGCAGCAGUAACUCAGUGUCUGACACUGGUGCCCAUGGUGUGCAGGGAUCCUCAGCCCGAGCCCCAUCUUCCCCUCACAAAAAAUUCUCCCCAUCUCAUUCCUCUAUGUCCCAUUUGGAGGCGGUAAGCCCAUCAGAUUCCAGAGGCACUUCUUCGUCUCACUGCAGACCUCAAGAGAAUAUCAGCAGUAGAUGGAUGGUUCCCACAUCAGUAGAACGGCUCCGAGAAGGAGGGAGCAUCCCUAAGGUCCUCCGAAGCAGUGUGAGGGUGGCCCAAAAAGGAGAGCCUUCUCCCACAUGGGAGAGUAACACCACAGAGAAAGACUCAGACCCUGCAGAUGGAGAAGGCCCAGAGACAUUGAGCUCAGCACUCUCCAAAGGAGCAACCGUUUACAGCCCUUCAAGAUACAGCUACCAGCUCCUGCAGUGUGAUAGCCCACGGACAGAAUCACAAAGCCUCCUUCAACAGAGUUCCUCCCCUUUUAGAGGACAUCCUACCCAAUCUCCAGGAUACAGUUACCGAACUACUGCACUGAGACCUGGAAACCCCCCUUCUCAUGGUUCUUCAGAAUCAUCCCUCUCUUCUACAUCCUAUUCCAGCCCUGCCCACCCUGUGUCCACAGACUCGUUGGCCCCAUUUACAGGGACACCAGGGUAUUACAGCAGCCAGCCACAUUCUGGAAACAGCACCAGUAGCAGUCUUCCAAGGAAGAGCUGCCCUUCUAGUGCUGCUAGCCCUCCCCCACAGGGCCCCUCAGACUCGCCAACCUCAGACUCAGUUUCUCAGUCCAGCACAGGAACUCUGAGUUCCACCUCCUUUCCUCAGAACUCUAGGUUGUCAUUGCCAUCAGACUUACGGACUAUCAGUCUGCCCACUGCUGGGCAGUCAUCUGCCUACCAGGCCUCCAGGGUAUCCGCGGUUUCCAAUUCACAGCACUACCCACACCGUGGGAGUGGGAGUGGGAGUGUGCACCAGUAUCGUCUCCAGCCACUGCAAGGGUCAGGAGUCAAGACUCAGACAGGACUUUCCUAGGGCUUCUGGAUUUGGGCAAACAGAACUGAAUAAGCCCAUAGCUGCUUCCUUCCAGCUGCCUCUGGAUCCUAGGCCGAGCAUAAUGCUGGGGAAGGGAGGUACAAGGUGCCAGAGGAGUGGGUCUGGUCAACAAGAAACAAGACUUGUGGUCGUGACUGGCCUCUGGCCUUGGAGAAAGACGUAAAUCUUGUCUGAAGCAGAGACUAUAAAGAAGUUUCUCCCUGCUGUUAAGGGUACAUUGUUGAUAAGCAAAUGGUGUUUUGGUUAGUAACGGUUCUAAGUGCAAUGAGUUGUGUUGAAGCCUCCGUCUCCCAACCUUGCCCGUAGCCUGUAGUCACUUGUGCAGUGAGAACAUCUUUUUAAAUU
Orycteropus afer afer is the source of this 5131-nucleotide messenger RNA. Lineage: Eukaryota; Metazoa; Chordata; Mammalia; Tubulidentata; Orycteropodidae. The record is from RefSeq and is a predicted model, not a curated record.